UUUUCAUUUCGUGACCCGGAAGUAAUGUGACGUAAUUCCAUACACAAGGGACAGAUGCGUUAGCAUCAGGUAGCACUGAGUUUACAAGAUAGUGGAUAGCCGCAAUCCGACUGUGACAUCCUUCACUGAGAUGGCUGAUGUGGAGGAGACAGUGGUGAGUGGUGCUGGCGACCACCAGGAUUCGACCGCAAGUGCGAAACGCUCCGGCGGUGCUCUGCUGCUGGACAGCGGAGAGGACUUUGAGAUGCUGGAGAACAGCGAUGAUGAUGGAGGUGACGAUGACCUUCCUCCAUUAGAGGACGCCGGUGGUGGUGAGAAGGCACAAGGGUCCAAGAACACUGCUCAGCCUGAAGACAGCGUGCCUGAGGUCUCUGCUCCGAUGGACGAAUGGGUCGACAUUCUUGGUAGUGGUCUCUUGCGGAAGAAAGUCCUAGAAAGUGGCGAAGGGCUGGAUACCCGGCCAAAGAGAGGGCAGAUUGUCCAGAUCAAAUUGAAGACCUCUCUGUCAGAUGACACUGUCGUAGAGGAGGAUUCUGAGCUGUCCUUCACAAUUGGGGAUGGAGAUGUCAUCCAGGCGCUGGAUCUUGCGGUACAACUGAUGGAGAUGGGAGAGAAGGCUCUGGUGGAGGCCGAUGCUAAAUAUGCCUACGGCUCUGUGGGAAGUGCCUGCCCCCAGGUGCCGCCCAACUCUAGUCUCUCCAUGGAGGUGCAGCUGCUGUCUGCCCUCGACGCCCCGGACCUGGAGCUGAUGACGCCCGAGGACCGGAUCGCCCUGGCGGGGGAGAAGCGCGAGCGGGGCAACACGCACUACCAGCGCGGCGACUUCGCCUUCGCCGUCAACUCCUACGGUCUCGCCUUACAGAUCACAGAAGCCAGCUCCAAAGUGGACAUCACGUCAGAAGAGGAGGCGGACCUGCUGGACGUGAAGGUGAAGUGUCUGAACAACAUGGCCGCCGCGCAGCUCAAACUGGAGCACUACGAAGCCGCCAUGCGCUCCUGCGUGUCCGUACUCGUCCACCAGCCCGAGAACGUCAAGGCCCUCUUCCGCUACGGCAAAGUCCUUGCCUUAAAGGGAGAGUUUGCUGAAGCUAUCCGGACACUGAAAAGAGCCCUGAAACUGGAGCCUAGUAAUAAGACCAUCCAUGCUGAGCUGUCCAAACUAGCGAAGAAGCACUCGGAACAGAAGGGAGCAGAGCAGGCAAUGUACAAGAAGAUGCUGGGAAACCCCGCUGAUGUCACCUCGAUCACACCUCAGCAGCCCAAAGCCUCAUGGAGCUUCAGCUGGAAAUGGUUAUUUGGAGCCACUGCUGUUGCCAUUGGAGGUGUAGCCUUGUCUGUGGUCAUUGCUGCUAGAAAUUAGGCCGAGCCUGGCUUGGCGAUGGACCCCUGGAGCUUUCGCUAGCUGUGACCCUCACCAUCACAGCACUGCUCCCAUGGAAAGCAGAUGCGGAAACUAAAAGGUCCUAGUCCUCCAUGAACAGGAAGACGUCUAAGAAGUAGUUUUUAAGAUUUGCUUUUGCUGGUGUUGUUCGCUGAAAGAGAUGACCAAAAAAGAAACGGUGUAAAGUAAUUCCAUAUUUAUGUCUGAGCAGUAAAUGAGAUGUCCAAUGUGUAUGUACAGUGUGUGACUUGUAAAUGCAGACCACCAGUCCAUCAUUCCUGCUGAUGACUUGCAUAAUCUCCUUCAUGUAAACACUAGCUAACACUAGCCUCAGUGUGCUCAGAUUUGUGAAUUCUACGACGUGUCUGAAAGUUGGUUACAUGAGCAUUUGCUAGCCAAUGGAAAAUUUAAACCAGAGGAUUGUAUGCUUUUUUUUUUUUAUGUUUUACUGUUCGAUAUGUUUCCAAUGUAGAAUGCAGUGUAUUCUUUAAUUGGGACGCUAUUGCACGAGUUGUUAUAAACAGCUAGCUUGCUUAGGACCCCCUUUAAGCCACUGCAUUUCCAUUUUUUUUUUUUUACGGGAAUUGCCAUGCGUUUCUCUUAUCUUGUGUUAGGGUUGUGUGAUCAAUCCUAGCCAACUGUGUUGCUUUGCCAGAUGUGUCUACCAUCCAUUUGAAAUUGGCUCUCAUUUCACAGCCUCUUAAAAAAAUACCUCACUUUUAAAUGUUUCCUUAGCCAAACAUUUUUUCUUUUCAUCCCAUUGUAGACCAUUUUGAGUUCAUGAUUCCUCUCACUUUUUAUGUUGUUUUGUCCAUAUUUAAUGUGAAUGAAUUUAUAGAUUAUUGUUGAUAAUAUCUCAAGGAUUAUUUAUUUUAGUAACUGCUGUUUGUCUCCUUAGAGCCACGAUGAUUAUUUACAGUAAGUGGGACAUGCAUGCAAGAUCAAUAUUGUUCCUUAUUCCAUAUAUAAAGUGUGAGAGUUCAAAUCUUAUGUUUGUUGAUUUUAUAAUUCUUCAAAUAAACUUUUGCACACUGA
Sardina pilchardus (European sardine) is the source of this 2416-nucleotide messenger RNA. It is a transcript of the gene fkbp8, whose product is annotated as FKBP prolyl isomerase 8. NCBI's taxonomy places the organism in Eukaryota, Metazoa, Chordata, Actinopteri, Clupeiformes, Clupeidae. Gene Ontology annotation, cellular component: cytosol; endomembrane system; membrane. The coding region runs from base 131 to 1360 and encodes 409 amino acids. The record is from RefSeq and is a predicted model, not a curated record. Gene Ontology annotation, biological process: negative regulation of apoptotic process; protein folding. The transcript has 9 exons. Gene Ontology annotation, molecular function: peptidyl-prolyl cis-trans isomerase activity; protein folding chaperone; protein binding.